CCGUCCCUUCUGCUUUUAGUCCCGCCCACGGGCCUUUGGGUUCCCUAUUGCUGUUGCGCCGCCGCUGGCUGCUGUCCCAGGACUCCACCAUGGAAAAGACAAUAGAUGAGCCCCCCACAUCAGCUGUGUUGCUGGAGCACUGCAGUUUCUCUCAGGUGGUGUUUAGCAGUGUGGAGAAGUUCUAUGUCCCUGGAGGAGAUGUCACAUGCUAUUACAGCUUCACCCAACAGUUCGUCCCUCGUCGCAAGGACUGGAUCGGCAUCUUUAAAGUGGGGUGGAAGACAACCCGGGAGUAUUACACCUUCAUGUGGGUUGCCUUGCCCAGUGACCUCAACAAGGAGUCAACCAAGCAGCAGGAAGUCCAAUUCAAAGCCUACUAUCUGCCCAAGGAUGAUGAGCAUUACCAGUUCUGCUAUGUGGACCAAGAUGGUGUGGUCCGGGGAGCAAGUAUCCCUUUCCAGUUCCGUCCAGAAACUGAGGAGGACAUAGUGGUUGUUACCACUAAGGGAAAGGUGGAAGAGAUUGAGCAACACAAUGAGGAGCUUCUCCAGGAAAACCAGGAACUGAAAGACAGCUGUGCCAGCCUCCAGAAGCAGAACUCAGAUGCCCAGGCCGAGCUCCAGAGCAAACAGGAGGCACUGGAGGCACUGCAGAGCAUCAAUAAGAAGUUAGAACAGAAAAUGGAAGAGCAGAAGGCCUGUUGGGAGACUGAGCUGCUCCAGCUGAAAGAAUACAACCAGAAGAUAUCCUCUGAAAACGAGAAGAUGGGGCUCAGAGUAGAACAGCUUCAGGCCCAGCUGUCAACUCAACAGAAAGAAAUGGAGGAGCUUGUUCUAAGAGACCAAGACAAGACAGAGCAGCUGCAACGUCUCAAAAAUGAGAAUAGCCAGCUCGUGCUCAGUUUAACUGAACAGAAGGAGCAGAAGAUGAAGCUUGAACAGACAGUGGAAAACAUGAAGAAGAAAGAAACUAUGGCAAGGAAGAAACAACAGGAGCUAAAGGACGAGAACUUCGCCCUGUCAAGAACGCUAAGUGACAACAAGAUUGUAUCUGAUGUUCUGAAGAGAGAGAAAGAGAAACUGGAAAGAGAAAAUGAUAUCCUGAAGAAAGAGAACAACAGGCUGGUGGACUACAUGGGUCUCCACAGUGACUCUUCACCAGAUCAAACGCAGUCUUCAGAUCAAGGAGCUGGUAGGCAAAACCCAGGCCUUGUGUACGGAAACCCAUAUUCUGGUAUCCAAGAAAGUUCUCCUCCUCCCAGCCUGCAUGCUGCCGUCCAUGCUGAUAAAGUCCGUGAGCAGACCCCGAAGAAGCAGCAAAUGCAGAUCAGUUGUUUGAAUUGUCCAGUUUGUGGCGAAGUCUUUCCACCGACAGAGGAGCAGGUCUAUGAAGACCAUGUAUUCUGCCACUCUCUCUGAGUGUCCCCGCCCGUGGGUCUAUGCUGCAUCAGAUUUCAGAGUGCAGAACAGUUUCUGCUGUGAGCUAUCUGAGAAGACGAGGCUGUGUACCGGGAAGUCACUAGGGACUCACUAGGCUGAUGCCUGCAAAGGAGGGAUGCGCCCACUGUCUGUGGGUAGCGUUGACAGCGGCUGUGUCUGCCCUGUCCAUGUCCUCACUGCAGCCUUUCUCCUCAGUCUCCAGGACAGGGCCUGCUGACUCACAGAGCUGACCCACACUAAGUCACUGUCUUCCUGCUGUCCCUCUGCAUUCCCAGUUGGGGCGUGAGUGCCUUGGUGCCAGUCCUAACCCAGAGGGAGGAACAGGACUGGAAGGAGAGAGUUUCUUCACUUUCACUUCACUCAGUCCUUUCUUCAACCAAUUGCCUCAAAUUAUCCCAAAAUGGUACAGCAGAUUCCAAAGAUUUAUCAGCUUCCAAAAGCUACAAUUUUUUUUUGUUCUAUUUUUGAAGACAAGGCCUGACUAUAGCCCUGGCUGGCUUGGAACUCUCUGUGUAGAAGAGAUCUAGUGCUGGCCUCUAAGGCGUGCACCACCACGCCUGCUGAGAAGUGUCCUCAUUUCUAGCAGGAUGUGACGAUGUGGAGCUAUAUUCCAGCAGUUGAGCAGUUGAGGCAGGAGGAUUAUGAGUUCAAAGCCACUUGGACUACAUAGUGAGGCUUUCUCUCAGGAAAAAUGGGGAGGGCCAGGGAAAUGGCUUCUUUCUAUCUAAAUACUUCUGAUUGGCAUUUUCUGAUCCUUUCUAUACACACAACAUGUAUUAUGAUGUCAUAUAUAGGGAGAGAUGGUUUUCUUUUCCUUACUCUGGCUGACCUGGAAUUCACUGUGUAUCCCAGGCUGGCCUGGAACUCUGCAAUCCUGCUGAAUCACCUUCCUAAGUAUUGAGGCUCUGGGCCUGAGCCACUGCUCCCAGGCCAUUAGUCUCUUAGUGAGAAUUAAGAAUAAUUAGGAGGUAUAUGGGCUUUCAGCUUUCUCAAUAGUUAAUUGUUUAUAUGAAUGUAAGAAUAAUGACUAUUGUUAAUCUCUUACUAUUCAAAAUAAAUUACUCUUUUUAAGGAA
Messenger RNA from Mesocricetus auratus (golden hamster), 2514 nucleotides. It is a transcript of the gene Calcoco2, whose product is annotated as calcium binding and coiled-coil domain 2. The record is from RefSeq and is a predicted model, not a curated record. Gene Ontology annotation, biological process: xenophagy; positive regulation of autophagosome maturation. The coding region runs from base 90 to 1418 and encodes 442 amino acids. NCBI's taxonomy places the organism in Eukaryota, Metazoa, Chordata, Mammalia, Rodentia, Cricetidae. The transcript is spliced from 13 exons. Gene Ontology annotation, cellular component: PML body; autophagosome.